Eremomyces bilateralis CBS 781.70 is the source of this 617-nucleotide messenger RNA. RefSeq lists its product as uncharacterized. NCBI's taxonomy places the organism in Eukaryota, Fungi, Ascomycota, Dothideomycetes, Eremomycetales, Eremomycetaceae. The record is from RefSeq and is a predicted model, not a curated record. Bases 97 to 450 code for a protein of 117 amino acids. The transcript is spliced from 2 exons.
AAUCGAACAAACAUGAUCCCUAAUAUGUAAAACGGUCUCUCUUCUUUUCUAUCCUAUCUUACUUACAUCCCUAAUUCUGUCGUUUGCGUUUCGGGGAUGCCUGUGGACGAGUUCGACGAUGGCCCACUGAUAGCCUCAACGCACUUUUACCUAGGGUCGCAUCGGAUUUCCGCAUCAUCUUCCGAGCGUCUCGAUGAUCGUCGAACUGCCUUUCGCUUAGCAUUUAAAUGCUCUGCUUGCCGUACGAUCCUGUACGGUCUCCUGCCAUGUCUUCCGCAGACAAUUCGGAUGUGGCUUAUUGAGCAUUGGCCUCAGUGGUGGUGCCUUCCUGGGAUUGUAAUUAUAGAGCAGAAAAAGAAUAAUAGGAACAUACUUUUCGAAAACGAGUUGCUUGCAUACGAGCGGCUAUGGACUUGCAAGGACAUCUGGUACUACGUUUAUAUGGCGUAGGACUUUAUGGCGGAAAACCUGCCGUGGUCCUUUCGGAGGUCCACGGCCGAACAUUUUAUGAAUGCAUAAUAGAUGACUGCUUUAGAGAUGGGGGGUUAAGGGCGAAAAUAACUGAUGUAGUCCGCUCUAUCUACGAGUCGAGGGUGAGCCAUGUAGACCUGAAAUCG